AUGGAUCCUGUAGAUCAACAGGGCUGCGAGCCCCACUGGGUCCCGACCGGUCAAGAGGAGCGGCAAGACACCCCACCCGGCCAUGUGAAAGACCCAUGGCAGGGCGUCCGUAGCGACGCUUCGGCCGAGCACUCUGACCAGAACGAUGGGCAUGGUUACAGCCCUGACAACGUUGCAGAACGUUCAUUAUUACAGACUACCUGCACUUCUUAUACAAACAUCGGCAAAACUAAGCAGAGUCAGGCAUGUACGCACGUUGACCGAGUUAUACAGAAUCAAGCACUCUAUGCUGAUAAUUCACAGGUAGACACAGGAGACCCCACGUCAACCGACAUCUACGAUACCAAAGGUCAUGACGCAAAUAACUUAGGACAAUACCAGCUGAGGGAUACCUUCGUUACAGAAGCAUCAUCCACUCCCUAUCAAUGUGGUGGAGAGGUCGACGAUGCAAGUGUGGACAAUGGUAGAAAUAUAGAAGCAGACGACUUCGACCAGUCUGUCAGCAAACAAUUGAAGGAUGCCGAAAGCUUUGAUGAAAAUAAGUCUAAAUCGGAGGAGGGUGUCACUGCAGACGAUAGUUCUAUCCGUCCGUAUGCAGUCGCGUAUCAACAGGAUGGAAAACCAAACGGUGAAGAGGACGAUAUCAUUGACAUCCAACCCUACGCCGUUGUUUAUGACGAACAACCACUGCCUGGCCAUUCUGUCGAUAAUUCUCAAAGCGCAUGUGGACAACCCAACACCAGUCCAGAAUCUGCUGACGGCAAGAACGACGGAUUACUGCCCAACCCCAUAUACAGCAGUAACGUGUUACACCAAAACCCCAUGUACGCCCCAAAUGUUGCACAGCCAAGGGCAGGUGGAGAGAAAGAAAAUAAAGAGCUCAAGCAAACGACGAUCGUCUUCGGACGAAACGGUGAAGAAUCGGCCGAGUGUUUCGGACUGAACUCUGUCGCCGUGUCGCCUGGCAACGAAAUAUUCAUAGCUGACACCUACAACAGGCAGGUUCAAGUCUUUAGCAUGAAGGGCAUCUCCCUCCGCCAUUUCCCCACCGUUAUCUCGGGGGGAAACUCCGAGACGUUUGAACCCGAUGACAUCUCCAUCGACGGGGAGGGCCAUGUGUGGGUUCUUGGGGCUACAGAAUAUACGUCAGGGUUUAUUGUGCGGUAUACAAAAAUGGGAAGUCACCUAACAACACUCCGUGCAACGUUCAGCAAUAAUUCCUUCUCUGCCAUGUCGGUGGACACACUUCGUAAUCUAGUCGUAGCGAUAGAGCACUGGUGGGAUUAUGGGGAAGUAAAGAUUUUGCAUUUCAAUGGCACUGUAGUGCACAGGUUUCAGGUGCAGCAGUUCUUUGGGGACCCCCCUGGGGUGGUCGCUGUGGGACGGGAGGGAAACGUGUUUGUGGCCGACAGUUACGGAGAUGCACGCGUGCACGUCUAUAACAACACGGGUCAAUACCUUUUCAGUUUUGGGGAUGACAACAUUGGUAAGGGUCAAGCAGAAAUCAGCCUGGUCAUGGGAAUCUGUACAGACGGUUCAGGAAACGUUCUGCUGGUCCGGUCAGGCGGGGCGGUAGACAUGUUUACGGAAGACGGGCGGUACGUGCGCCGCGUUGGUCCCAGUAGAGCUGGCGGCGUGGCAGUAGCUCCCGGUGGGCAUCUGGUAGUAACUAUUGUUAACAGCAGUAACGUCACAAUACUCUCUUACUACUUGGAGGAUCCAUAG
Molecule: messenger RNA, 1725 nt
Organism: Branchiostoma belcheri (Belcher's lancelet)
Lineage: Eukaryota; Metazoa; Chordata; Leptocardii; Amphioxiformes; Branchiostomatidae
Exons: 4
Coding region: 1-1725 (574 amino acids)
Biological process (GO): protein polyubiquitination; negative regulation of translation; proteasome-mediated ubiquitin-dependent protein catabolic process
Molecular function (GO): translation repressor activity; protein binding; ubiquitin protein ligase activity
Source: RefSeq, a predicted model, not a curated record